This is a messenger RNA of Girardinichthys multiradiatus, 576 nucleotides long. Its product is annotated as protein ATP6V1FNB. The record is from RefSeq and is a predicted model, not a curated record. The transcript is spliced from 4 exons. NCBI's taxonomy places the organism in Eukaryota, Metazoa, Chordata, Actinopteri, Cyprinodontiformes, Goodeidae. The coding region runs from base 1 to 576 and encodes 191 amino acids.
AUGCUAAAUUCUAAGGUCUUGCAGGAGAUGCGAAACCUGCUCACUACUCAGAGCCAGAAUUUCUACAAGGAGCAGGUCCAGAAGCAGGUGUUGACCCGUUUGGCAUGGAAGAGCCGCUAUGCCAAACUCUACCCGUCCAGCUAUAACAGCUUGGAGCCCACAAAGCUGCCCCAGUUGUCUAAAGACACUCAGGCUAUUACAGCUGCUGUUCCCAGAGCACCCGGGAAGCAGAUUGACCUUCCUCGACCUCCUCCCCUCCCUAAGGAAGGAAAACAGCACCUUGAUGUGCCUCCUCUGAUGAGACCCACAUCUCCUCAGACCAGACAGGCUCUGUAUCAGGACUCCUCCCAUAAUGGAAGAGGACGGAGUUUGUACCUGCGUAAGCGUAGCUACAUCAGACCGGAGGAGAAAUUUGACUUUCCCCUGCUUUCAUCCUGGGAGUAUGGCUGGAGGCUGGGUGACUACACUGUGGAUUACAGAACUCCAUCCUGUGCCCGGUCAUCAGUGGUGAAGAGCACCUUCUACGCUCGAAACGGUGUGUUCAACAACCCUUCUGCUACAGACGUCACCAGCUGA